This is a messenger RNA of Bolinopsis microptera, 891 nucleotides long. RefSeq lists its product as uncharacterized. Bases 1 to 891 code for a protein of 296 amino acids. Lineage: Eukaryota; Metazoa; Ctenophora; Tentaculata; Lobata; Bolinopsidae. The transcript has 3 exons. The record is from RefSeq and is a predicted model, not a curated record.
AUGGUAAAAAGUGAGACAGAAACCACGCAGAAUCCUUCCUUACAUUCCUUAAGGCUUAACUCCCUUACUGAAGACCUCAACUUUACCCAAGAACAUCCCUCUACAGACGGAACUAUACCCUUCCUUGACGUUCUCAUCCACCCUGACAAAUCCACAUCAGUCUACAGAAAACCCACCCACACCAACCUCUACACCAAGUACUCCUCCUGCACCACCAACUCAUCUAAGAACGCAGUCAUCCGAUCACUGACCAGAAGAGCCCACAACAUCUGCUCACCCCAACACCUUGACGACGAACUCCAGACAGUACGACACGUUUGCCUCCAGAACGGCUUCCCUCCUCACCGCAUCACCACCAUCAUGGACGAAGUACAACGGAAAUUCACCAACCCCUCUCGCCACCAAUCCCUAGCCUCAUUCAACCGACAGACCCGUGAACAUGCCCUUAGUGUUUCUCUUCCUUUCCAUCCCUCCCUAUCCAAACCCAUCUCCAAGAUACUCGGACAACACGACAUCAAAUGCCCCUCCAAAUACGCCGGACAGACCUACAGACCCUUGGUCCACCGCAUGAAAGAACACGAACGAUGUUACAGACUCAACAACGCCAUCGACGAAUCCACAGACAGAAUCAAAUCAGCCCCUGCACAUCAUGCCCUGACCACCGGCCACACCAUCUCCUGGAACAACAUCGAAGUCCUCAAAUCCCUCACCUCACGCUCCCAAUUUGACCUCACAGAACACGCAGCUAUACAAAUACGACAACCAGCUAUGAACAGAACAGACCGCGCACCCAAAUGUAGUUCCCUCUGGGACCCCAUUCUUCCUAAAAUUGCCAAAUCCUUAAAGUCCAGACCAUCUGGCAUUUCCUUCUCAACCUCAACAGAAGACUAA